CGGCGGGGCGAGGGCGCCCCCCGGCGGCGGGGGCAUGCGUGGCCCGCGGCAUGGCCUCGGCGGUGUUUGAGGGCACGUCGCUGGUGAACAUGUUCGUGCGCGGCUGCUGGGUGAACGGCAUCCGCAGGCUCAUCGUCAGCCGGCGCGGCGACGAGGAGGAGUUCUUCGAGAUCCGCACCGAGUGGUCGGACCGCAGCGUGCUCUACCUGCACCGCAGCCUCGCCGACCUGGGCCGCCUGUGGCAGCGGCUGCGCGACGCCUUCCCCGAGGACCGGCCGGAGCUGGCGCGCGGGCCCCUGCGGCAAGGAUUGGUCGCCAUAAAGAACGCGCAUGACAUAGAGACCCGGCUCAACGAGGUGGAGAAGCUGCUGAAGACGAUCAUCAGCAUGCCCUGGAAAUAUUCCAGGUCGGAAGUGGUGCUCACUUUCUUUGAAAGAUCUCCCCUGGAUCAGGUGUUAAAGAACGAUAACGUACAUAAAAUCCAACCCAGCUUUCAAAGUCCAGUCAGAAUAUCAGAAAUCAUGAGGUCCAAUGGAUUUUGCUUGGCAAACACAGAAACAAUAGUCAUCGACCACAGUAUACCAAAUGGGAAAGACCAGCCCCAGGACGUGGACCCCACGGAGCACUUGUUUGAGAAUGGCAGUGAGUUCACGCCAGAGCUGGAGGAUGGCGAUGACCCCGCGGCUUAUGUCACCAACCUGUCCUAUUACCACCUGGUCCCCUUCGAGACAGACAUUUUGGACUGAAGCUUUCUGUCGGACGUCCCCCACCUCUGCCCUUGACUGCACAUUGCAGUAGUGUCCACGGUGUGGCCUCGGUGAUCACAGCUGCUGCUCAGCCCUCCACCUCCUGGGGGUCCCAGGCCCCAUCGCCUGGAAGCCUGGGCGUCUUACAGGUGGAGCCACAGGGCUCCCACUGGCCACAGGCCAGGCACGGGGAUCAGCAACCUUGGCACUUCUCGCCACCAGAGACUGUGACGCGGGAGGCCACUCGGCCUGCUCUCCUGAGGGCUUUUCUCUGUCCGCGGGACACCACAGCCUGCCUCUCUGCUCCUAGGACUCGCUCAAUGCCCAUGCUCAGAGCCUGCAGGGCACGUGCUCCGCUGGGCCCCCUGCUGCUGUUACUGCUCCUUCAAAGGAGCGCCCCUCAUGGACAAGUGUCCCCGCGCCACCCACCUGCUCUGAUUCCCCACCACCCCCUCACACAUUAGAGGCACAAGUUGCCAAGUUGUGGACAGCAUAGGUGAUGUUUGGGAAUCCAGGAUUUCCCAGGGUGUGUGGCUUUCAUUCUGGCUUUACAUGGUCUCUCUGGAAAGCAGGUUUGAGUCACCCCAGAGGAGCUUUUCCCAGAGGUCACAUGCACAUGGAGGGAACUGGACAGAAAGGAGAAAUCACUGAGGAUUGGGUGCAUCUGUGAACGUGGCCUGAGAGUAAGCAAUGCUCCCCAUGAGGAAGAAAUCCCUUCCCAGCCAGGAGCUUCACAGCCCUGCAGUGCGGGGCCUGGUGCUGUAACCGAGGGCAUCUGAAAUGCCCAUCUCGUGCACCCAGUGACAUCCUGGCUAUAGCGACCUGAAGGGCUGGGGACUGGAGGAACCUCGAGGCUCCGAACCCACCUCAGAUGCAGGGUCUAGGCCCCCACACAGUGUCUACUAAUGACCAGCAUUUGCUAAUGUAAAUAAUAGUAAAUUAUUGAGAAUUCUAAUUCUUUUACACAGUCUGUUUUUAAUCUAUUUUAAUUAAAUAAAAUCUAUUACUCUGAUCUAUUUAAGA
Messenger RNA from Chinchilla lanigera (long-tailed chinchilla), 1769 nucleotides. It is a transcript of the gene Pxdc1, whose product is annotated as PX domain containing 1. The record is from RefSeq and is a predicted model, not a curated record. Gene Ontology annotation, molecular function: phosphatidylinositol binding. Lineage: Eukaryota; Metazoa; Chordata; Mammalia; Rodentia; Chinchillidae.